GAAAAAUUGAUGUUUCUAUGGAAGUAAAGCUAUCUGAAAACGGAAUCACGAAAAAGUUGAUAAUGCCAUUUGAAUUAAAAACUUCUAGAAAUGUGUCAUCUUCGCAUUAUGCGCAGACUGUCUUCUACUGCCUUUUGAUGGGCGAUCAAUACAAUAUUGACGUAGGAUCAGGCUUACUAUAUUAUCUAAAAUCCCAAGAUGAAGAAACUGGAAAGAUGCUUAAAGUCCCUGUUGUUCCUCACGAACUGAGAAGUUUGAUAAUUCAACGCAAUAAGAUGGCUUGGUUUGCGUCUGACGUUCAAUUUUCAUCAUUGCCACCAAUGAUUGACAAUAAAUUUCAGUGCAGCAAAUGCAUCUCGAAUACUUCAUGCUUUCUCUAUCAUAAGGCCAUUGAGAAGGGAACAGGAGAAGGUAGUAUGGGGGAUCUAUUUGAUAAUGUUGUCUCGCAUUUGCAAGAGCAUCAUCUUGAUUUCUUACGGAAAUGGGACGAACUCAUCACUUUGGAGGAAGAAGAUUUGUAUCGAUUUCAACCCGAAAUUUGGAAUAUGUUGACCACUAAGUGUGAUGAUGAUUUAUGCCUCAAUAACAUGUAUUUAGAUCCGAAAAGUAUUGAAGCUAUUCCCAAUGGCGAAGGAAACAAGCGUUUCAAAUGCAAAUUCUCGCGUCAAAUGGGUAGAAUGAAUUUCGUGCUGGACACUCAAUUCUGCGUUGGGGAUCACGUAAUCGUAUCGUCAGAAAGGGCACAUCGUACAGUAGCGAGCGGGUUUAUUGAAAACAUCGCACCGAAUCACAUCUGGUUAACUCUAGAUCGGACACCUCGCAGCGGUCCAAAAAGUAGGACAGACUUCGAAAUUGAAUCCUGUCACGGUUUCACAGGAUUGUCAGAAAACGAAUCACUUAGCAACUGCCUAGAAAUCGAUAUUCAUGAGACACUGUAUCGAAUUGACAAGGACGAGUUGGCCUCCAACAUGAGACUUGUACGGCAAAAUCUUGUGAGCCUUCUUGUGGAUGAAGAAACUGCGAGACUUAGAAAAUUGGUUGUUGACUUCGUACCACCAGGAUUUAAUCACGCAAAUGAAAUAAUGUCGGAUUAUGAAGAUAUGAAAAAUCUAAAUGAGGAUCAGAGAAAGGCAGUCAAACUUGCAUUAGACGCCGAAGAUUACGCAAUAAUUUUAGGGAUGCCGGGAACCGGAAAGUCGACCACCAUAGUUCAAAUCAUCAAGACUCUUGUAAGAAACGGAAAAUCUGUGUUACUUGCAGCUUACACACAUUCGGCUGUAGAUAGCAUCCUCUCAAAGUUAGUUCUUGAAGGUAUAGACGUACUAAGGCUUGGUUCAAAGGCCAAGGUUCAACCUGAUAUAUGGCCGUUCUUGCUAGAUGUAGAAAAAUUUGAUAGUGUGAAUUCAUUCAGGUCGUUUAUCGAAUCAAAACAGGUGAUUGCAACUACAUGCCUUGGAAUAAAUCAAUUUGAUUAUUGCAUUAUAGACGAAGCGACACAAGUGACACUACCGAUUUGUGUGGGUCCACUUCGUUUCGCUAACAGAUUUCUCCUGGUCGGAGAUGACUUUCAGUUACCACCGUUGGUGCGUAACCGUGAGGCGAUAGAAAAGGGGAUGAGCAAAA
Messenger RNA from Acaulospora morrowiae, 1623 nucleotides. The record is from the annotation of a GenBank genome assembly. NCBI's taxonomy places the organism in Eukaryota, Fungi, Glomeromycota, Glomeromycetes, Diversisporales, Acaulosporaceae.